CAGGCAGUCUGAUUGGUCUAGAUCGCUCCAGUCUUUCCACCACCUUGGACCAUCGCUACAGUUUUCUCCCCUCCUGUGAAAAGUGACUGUCACUGUACUAACUCUGUCGGUGAAGGACUGUGCUGAAGUUGGUUCUUGGCUUGAAUCCCAGGCGUUGGGUUUGAGAGAGGUUCACAAUGUCUGAACUAUUUAUGGAGUGUGUGGAGGAGGAGCUGGAGCCGUGGCAGAAACAAGUUCCUGAAGUCCAGUUAAUAGAAGAUGAUGACGAUGAACCCAUCUUUGUUGGAGUGCUUUCUAGUAACCAAAAGGACAGUAGGUCUAACCCUCCACCUCCCCAAAGAAACAGUGCAGGGAAGCCAGAAAUCAAGCAUACUGCUAUUCAGCCAGCCAUUAGCUCCUCGCCCAUAAUGCUGCCUGUGAAUGUGGCCGGAAACGCUGUCAAUGCUGCAGCACCUAACAUGACGACAGUGACCCCACAGCCUGUUAUUGUCAACAACCAGGGUUUCAUCGUCACUUCUCCAAAUUUGGUGAACAACAGAGAGUUCCUGGCUUCUCUUGGGAACCAGUACCCUCCUGGGACUUCAUUUACAAUUGUAUCAGCCGGUCAGCCUCAGCUGUUUCAGCAGGUUUCUCCUGCCACAGUAAUACCCAGUGCUGUCCACAGGCCUCAGGUGCAACAAAUCAGCAACAACAUAGUGACGCUGGCUAAUGUCCGAAACCCCGCCAUGUACUCAACGCAACCCAAUCCAAUGCAACUGAGCCUCUCCAACUCACAAGCUCCCCAUACCUUCACUGUGCCUAUACAGACAAACAACAAUAACAGAGAUCACAACUUUGCAAAGCAAAGGUUGCCACCACAGCAAGCAGACAACUCAGCAAAAAGACCCAAGAUUGAUUUUGUACCAACAAACACAGCAGUACCAGUGGAAAAUGGGGUCACAAAGAAAAAGUGCCCCAAGUGUGAUGAGGAGUUUAUUACACUGGAUGCGCUGAGGAGUCACAUAUCUAGUGGUUGUGUAAACGUGCAGAGCAUGGCUCAGGACAUCGGUUCAAACAAGCGCAUCAUGCUCGUCUCAGAUUUCUAUUACGGCCGGUUUGAGGGAGACGGGAAAAAGAAGGAGACGACACUGAGGACCAACAACACCUUCAAGUGCCAGAGCUGCUUAAAGAUUCUGAAGAACAACAUCAGGUUCAUGAACCAUAUGAAGCACCACCUGGAGCUGGAGAAACAGAACAGUGAGAGCUGGGAAAGCCACACCACAUGCCAGCAUUGUUACCGAAAGUACGGGACUCCGUUCCAGCUGCAGUGCCACAUUGAGAGCGCCCACAGCCCCAUCGAAUCCUCCACCAAUUGCAAGAUAUGUGAGCUUGCCUUCGAGUCAGAGCAGGUUCUCCUGGAGCACAUGAAGGACAACCACAAACCUGGAGAAAUGCCCUACGUGUGCCAGGUCUGCAGUUUCAGGUCCUCGUUCUUCUCAGAUGUGGAGGCACAUUUCCGAAGUGCUCAUGAAAACACUAAAGACCUCCUCUGUCCAUUCUGUCUCAAAGUUCUUAAAAGUGGUCAUGUGUACAUGCAGCACUACAUGAAACAUCAGAGAAAAGGUAUCCAUCGCUGUGGAAAGUGUAGACUGAAUUUCCUCACCCUCAAGGAGAAAGUGGAGCAUAGGGCUAAUGUUCACAAGACUUUCAGGAAACCUAAAGCUUUGGAGGGUCUCCCUCCAGGAACAAAGGUCACCAUUCGAGCCUCCCUCACAGGAAAGUCCACCUCUCUGCCCACCUCCCCUGAUCGACCCAUUCCUAUUGUCGGUCCACAAAAACAGAGUUUGAAUCAGAAAACCAAAACUCCCAUCAACAUCCUCAACCCAAGGUCAAACAUCUCUGCAGCAGGAAAGGCCAAGGCAACCCAGAGCAAGAAGCAAAAUAACCGCACUGGCAAGCACAACCUGGCGCUCAGGGGUCUCAGCCUCAAGGGGAAACGCUACACGUGCAUCGAGUGCAACUCAUCAGUAGACGACUUUUUCACUCACUUCCCGAUGGUUUCUAACUGUGGUGCGUGUAAAUAUAAAACAAGUUGCAAAGUUGCCAUUGGGAAUCACAUGAUAAGGUUUCAUAGCACGAUAACUAAAAACCGAUUUUCCAAAAUGGAUCACAAGAAACAAUCAUCUGCAUUAAAAUCAACCCUGGUCUGUCUCCACUGUGACCUCCUCGUUGAUGGAUCAGCAGGCGACCAGAUGACCAAACAUUUGACUGAUCGACCAAAUCACGUUUGCAAAGUCAUUCAGGACAAAGAUAUGAAAGCCAAGGGUCGAGUACAAUACGUCUUGGGACAGCCAGUAAAGGUCUUGUACCUCUUGACCUCAGCCCGGGCUCAAAAAGUAAUGGAAACAGACAUGAAACUAGCUGUAAGUGUUCCUCCUGGAAAUGUUCCUUCUGGAAGUGUUCCUACUGGAAGUGGUCCGCCUGGGAGUUUUCCUCCUGAGAGUGUUCAUCCUGGAAGUGUUCCUUCUGGAGGUGAUCCUCCCAAGAGUGUUCCUCCUGGGAGUUUUCCUCCUGAGAGUGUUCUUAAUGCAAGUGUUCCUUCUGGAAGUGUUCCUCCCAAGAGUGUUCCUCCUGAAAGAGUUCCUCCUGAGAGUGUUCCUUCUGAAAGUGUUCCUCCUGAGAGUGUUCCUCCUGAGAGUGUUCCUUCUGGAAGUGUUUCUCCUGCAAAGUCUGACAAACCAGAAUCAGAGCCGGUGUUACCAGCAGGCCAUCAGGAAAAUGGCACCACAGAAAUAAUUGUGAUUGAAGGUUCCUUUGAAGAACAAACACAGCAGCCAUUGCAGCCUGAUGCUUUGUCUGUAGGUGCACCGGAUGGAGAUUCAGCUCUCCGUGAGGAGUCAGUGGUUGAAACAGAUGAUCUGGUGGUUGCAGAUCAGCUGCCUGUCCCUGAACAGGAGGUAGGGGAACAACAAACUGAGACAGAGUGAACUGUUGUAUCACCUUUACAAUGCAAAUGACAUGAGAAGACUUCAGAGAUGAAUUUCAGAAAAACUGCUUCAUCAGCAAUCCUCAAUAAUUUUUCUAUAUCCAACAUGCUGUUCACAUCACUGAUACUUGGCCACUACUACCCCCUUUGAUAACCAUGUGUUUGUCAAGCCAACUUAAAACAUAUCUUAUCAAAUACUUUCUUUACAUUUCUGUCAAACUUCCUCGGUUUAAAAAAUGAAAAAAAUCUCAUUUUUAAAAUAGAACAUAGCCAGUACCAUCUUUUUUAUUGCCCUCUAAACUACCCAAAUAUAGUUAGAAAAUAUGCUUAGUCAUACUUUAAAAUGUCAAAAGAAAAACAUUCUGUAUCUCAGCAGGUUCAUGACUACUCUGUAUUGUCUUCUGCUUUGACUUAAACGAUUGUAGCUCAAUUUGUUCUUCUUAAAAGGAUGUUACUACGCUCUGCUGUGUUCUUUUAUCAAAGGUUGAAGCUUGUUGUCACUGAUUUGACUGCAGCACUCCGCUCAGUGGCUCAGAAUGUACAUGCUCACUUUGUGUCUGUUUUAGUUUUUGAAGCAAUUUAACCUUUCCUUGUUAUCCCUCCUAAAAGAACAGAUACCAAAGUUUGUAGUUUGCCUUUCAUUUGGGUUUCCAAAACAUCUUUUGGUGCUGGAAUUAUGUUUUGAGCUAAAGUUGAGACUUUUCGUUAGUUUUGAUUUUAAAGUGGCCAACAGCUUUGUUUCAUACAUUGUGGUUUCCUGCCAUUUUAAGGCUAAUGGAUCCCUUUUUUAAAUGAUAACUCUCAGCUGCUCACUUUCAUUGGAUUUAAAAUCGCAAAAAACACAAUUAAAAAAAAACUUCUGGUUUGUAGCAGGAAUAAGUGAAGUGGUACAAGUAAAGUAAAUAGUUAGCAGCUGGUUUUUAAAAGCCACAAGUAACAUUUAUCUUUACAAACACUAUCAUGCUUUAAACUAAUAACAAAUACUGCAGUACAUUUGUAAAAACUUUGAGUGUCAAAAUGUAUCCCAGAGAAAAUGGCUCUUGGCUUGGAGAAAAACUGAGACAUCGGGGGUGUUAGUUUGAAAAUGGCCAAAAUGACAGGGUUUAGUUGCAUGGUAGGUUGCUGUGGACAAUUGCCUGAAUAACUGUUAAAGAAUGCUUGUGUGUAAUCUCUGGCAGAAAACACAGCAUGACACUCCAACCUGAGAUCCGUCAGUCAUGUUUUCAUGUCCUAAUUGCUGGUUGAUCAAUGUGCCAUCUUCUUUGCAUUGAGGGUACAAAAAGAAAAAUCCACUCUUGUUCCGGUAUGUAUAUAUAAACUAUAUAACCAGUUAACCUUUUGUGACUAGAUACCCCAAGAGUCAUUAUUUUAGUUUGUUUUGUAAAAGGGAAUUCCCAUGUACAUACAGCAUCAGUAGAGCAAGACUGUAAAGGCAUAUAUGAUUAUGACAGCACUGUAAAUGUAACCACUCUGAGUCUGUUUUAAUACAUUCCUCAAAAUAUAUAGUGUUCUCCUUAGGGCACAUUUUCCUCAGAGAUCUAUACACUACUCAGUUUGUAAAAGUGUUUUCCUGGUUGCGAUGUAAAUAAAUCUUUACUACAAGA
Messenger RNA from Notolabrus celidotus (New Zealand spotty), 4569 nucleotides. RefSeq names its product zinc finger protein 280D (gene znf280d). The transcript has 18 exons. NCBI's taxonomy places the organism in Eukaryota, Metazoa, Chordata, Actinopteri, Labriformes, Labridae. Gene Ontology annotation, molecular function: RNA polymerase II cis-regulatory region sequence-specific DNA binding; DNA-binding transcription factor activity, RNA polymerase II-specific. The record is from RefSeq and is a predicted model, not a curated record. Gene Ontology annotation, biological process: regulation of DNA-templated transcription. The coding region runs from base 177 to 2966 and encodes 929 amino acids.